Molecule: messenger RNA, 6482 nt
Organism: Anopheles funestus (African malaria mosquito)
Lineage: Eukaryota; Metazoa; Arthropoda; Insecta; Diptera; Culicidae
Exons: 11
Coding region: 330-5819 (1829 amino acids)
Biological process (GO): transposable element silencing; germ-line stem cell division
Molecular function (GO): nucleic acid binding; ATP binding
Source: RefSeq, a predicted model, not a curated record
GUGCAGGAUUUCAAGCCUUUGAACCACUCAGCUUCACUUGUUUCUUUGAUGUAGGUUUCUUCUGCUAGGUAUAUAAUUGAAAAAAAACACAAAAUAACGAUACAACACUGAUAUCGUACGAAAAGUUCAUCCAUUCACAUUCUCCCUCGCAGAACGAACUGUCAAAAAUGACGUUACGAAAGAUGGUGUGGAAUAUUUGUGUGUGUGCGUGUGUGCUUAGCAAUUUUUGGAAAUCAGCAGCUUUGAUGGCGAGCACGCUCGUCAGAAUUAAAUUAGCACGCACAUUUUAUACAUUGUUCAAAGGAAUUUAACUCUCAAAUUGGUUUACGAUGGAAAAUCAAAUUUUUAUUACAUAUUUCUCAAAUCCUCACAAGUUUUGGUACAAACCGUUUCACCCGGGUAGCAAGAAAAAACAACUGAAACAACUGCAGGAUGCGGUCGAUGAGUAUUGUGAGCAACACUACAUGAAACAGGAGCUUGUAGAUUACGAACCGGUCUUUGGCGAGGUCGUGGCGUAUUUCGAGCCAUCGCUUGCUCGCUGGACCCGUUGCUGUGUGGAUGGCAUCAGGGAAGAGGAUAAAAGAAUGCGCACGUAUCGGGUCUGGUUGAUCGAUGAAGGUUAUCCGAAGAAUGUUGACAUGGAACACUUAAAACCAUUGCCAGAAGAAUUUCAGGACAAAUCGACCUCGAGCGUAAAGCAGGGAGCUAUAAAAAACAUUCUACCUGCGCACUGCGUGUACCACCCGCUAGAGGAAGAAUUUCGUAAAGCGAUAUGUUUAUCGUGGAAUAAAAGCGCGAACAAAAUGAUUCAGUCCCUCAUUGACGAAAUCCAAAAAAUAUGCUUUGCAAAUGUGUCCUCAUACCAGUUCGGCAAGGAAUCGAAAGAUUUUGGUGAUUUGCUGUUCUACACCAAUAGUAAGACAUUUAACGCUAUGGACGUUCUAUCGCAAUGGGGUAUGGGAUUGAUCGUUGACUCUGAGACUUUUCUUCAUCACAUGUUUGAAAGAAAAUCGAUUAAUAGCCCUGCGUCUUCGUUGGUUAGCGAGCUCCUGGACGACUCUUCCUCGUUUGGUAUGACGGUGAACAAGCAUAAACAAUAUGUUGUUUCGAAUGAAUUGAAUGAGCGACACUUUGACGAGUCGGUCAGUAUGGUAGGAGUAACAGUGAACCAACCAAGCGUAGUUCUUGACAAGCAGUCCAAUUCUGUUGAAAAUAACAGCUUAUCCACCACAACGUUACAAAAUGAAGAUAACAAUGGUGCCGAAUCAAGUGAAACAGGCACGAAAUUGUCAAAAUUGAGGCGCAAAAUACAGCAUCAAAUGGCACAAAGGAUGAAAAGCGUUCCUUUGAAUGACUGUAAAGAGAAAACUCAUGCGAAACCGACGCUGCAAGCAACAACAGCCUCGACAAUGCUUUUCAAAACAACCACCGAGCAACACUACCGAGCAACACCACUACAAGAUGAGCAUGUUGAUCCACUAGCUCGAAUCCGUAUUAGCCCGCAAUCAUUAACAAUCGACGUUGCCCAAUCGGCACAGGCCGAAUACGAGCUUAUGCACAUAAAGCCGAUGAAUCCUACUGUGCAGCAAAGCCCGACCAUUCGCGAACUUGUACCGAUUCCGCAACAUACGCCACCAUUAGUAAAGGAGGUAAAUGUUCAAGCGUCAGCAGGAGGUGGAUCAGCUCCUAAGUUUAUGCAAAAAAUCGCCAAAGUCAAAGCAAAUCUUAAUCAGCAAAAACAAAUCGUUCCUGUGUCUGAACAAUCGGCACCUUCUGCAAUGGGAUUUUCUCCUGCUGGUAUACCGAUUAGUUCUCUUCUUGCACCUAUGAAAAUGCCAACAAGUGGCUCCAAUGCUUCAUUGAAACGAUUUGAAAAAGUAAUACAGGACGAAAAAUGUUUAUUUUCCCGCAGAAGUCACUAUCGCGUACUGGUACAUGGUUCCAAACUUCCAAAUCCGAUCGAUCGUAUUGAAGCAGCCAACUUUACCCCGAGAGUCCAUCAAAAUCUGGAACAGCUAGGUAUCACCAAAAUACAUCGUCUACAGGCCUUCUCUUGGCCACACAUACUGCGUGAUAAUUCAUUCAUUUGCAUUAAUGGGGCCACCACGGGCAAAACGUUUGCCUAUCUGCCAGCCGUUUGCUCCGUUGUGCAAAGACAAGUUGAAGAGUCACUGGUCCCACCUAUAGCCGGACCAAUUGCCAUCAUCAUAUGCCACUCAUCACGAGAAGCUCAACGUAUCGCCUUCUUCUGCCGGACGAUGCUUAACUCUGUGGCACAUCCUGAGCUAACCGUCCUCGAAUGUUAUGGCAUACGGAACGUGACGAAAAAUUGCAACCUCCUCUUUAAUGGAUGUGCGAUCCUGGUAACAACAGCACCCAGUUAUCGGCGAUUGUACGAACGCGUGCCGGAAGCCUUCAACCGAAAACGAAUUCAAACGGUGGUGAUUGAUAAUAUCGAAAAAAUCUGGUCUAAUUUUGCACCAGAAAUCCGUUUGCUUUGCAAAACCUGUGAAAAGGAAGGUCUGCAGAUGAUCAUCACGGCCGGGUAUUGGAUACCGGUGCUUGCUAUCUUCCUUCAACGUUAUCACAACAUGAUUAUCUGCAUCGGGGCAUUUAUCGAGGCGGCAGUGUACGCAAAAGCGUUAUUUAGUUUUCGACUAUCUGCCAGCGACGACCAGAAAGAGAUCGAAUUGAUCAGACAACUAAGACUACACAAUUACCGAAACGAACGCACGAUCGUGUUUGGCAAAGAUGGUAACGAUUUGUUUCCGAUCGUAACUACACUGAAACAAAACUCGAUCAAUCACAUUGUGUGUAAUGAGCGGUCGGUUUUACAGCAGCACGCCGGGUUCAUGAACUGGGACGAGCAACUUCCAGGUGAUAUGGUGGUUUUUGUGUGCAGCGACGAAAUGUUGGGAGAUUUGAAGAUAACAAAGGCGCAACACAUAAUCCAUUACUCUCUGCCAUCGACAUGGUCAACGUUUACGAGACGCUAUGCCUGCUCCUUCGAGUACUAUGAGUCUCCAUAUUUACCAUGUGAUAGCAAACAAGCGAAGGGAAAACCAUCAUCGCUGGUGUUGCUGAAUGAAAACAAUAAUCAGGAGUUACCGAGGUUGGUCGAUUUUCUAGAGCUGCACUUGCCGAAAGUUUCGAAGAAGCUGCUAGAGUAUGCAAAGAAAAUCCGAAGCAUUCAUGAAAGUGCCAAAAUCGCCGAUGGGCGCGCAGUGUCCAUGCUUUGCACGCAUGUGUUAGGGUUUGCAGUUUGUCGUAGCAUUCCAAACUGUGUGUUUAGGCAUGCACUUACGCCGAACGAUAUGGCAAUAGAAACCGUGCCCAUAAAUGGCAAGAUAAGGCUGAAAAUAUGUCACGUUUUCUCUCCAGCGCACUAUGCCGUGCAUCUGGAGGCGCAUCAACCUGUCAGUGCAAACAAUUGGAUAGUGUUGAACGACAACAGGCGCUACAUGAUGCAGGAUAUUGCUGUGCAGGCAUACUAUGCCAACGAGGACCGCCAUCAGAUGCAUGGUGAGCCCCGACGAAACGAGCUGUGCGCUGUGUUCCACGAGCAAAGCUACUCCCGUUGUCGCAUCAUCAACUACGACGAAAUGAGUAUGGAUAACUGCGAAGUACAACUGCAGCUCAUUGACACUGGUCGCAUAGUUCACGUGAAAUCGUCUGCCUUGCUAUUUCUGCCCGAGCAAUUCUGUAAGCUUCCGGGGCAAGCAUUGAACGUUCGCAUUGCCUCGCUCGUGCCACACGAUUACGAACAGGACUGGGACAAAACGGCAACACUUACCGUAAGACAAUGGAUCGAAGAUCAUGCGAAUCGACCAAACUGUUUCAUUGAGAGCAAUGUGCUGCUUGUCAUAAAGGACACCGUGUGGAUCGAUGAUCUAUAUCUGACGGAGCAGUUGCAAGGUGUGAAAGCAAUGGUAACAACGAAGCGAAUUGGUGCGACCGUGAUUUCCAAACAGUUUGGCAUUGGGGACAAGAAAUCGUUUGAGCAGAUUCGGCAAAUUGUGUGUGACUGUGAAAAAUCGUUACGAUAUGAAAUACAAGAAAAGGAAAAGCAGAAGAAGGAAAACAGUCAAAAGAAACUGGAUGAGCCAGACAAUAUGGAAGAACUGGGAACGUUAAACGAGGCGAAAACGGGCUUUUUUGACGAUCAGAAAUCUAAUCAACGAAUGCAAAUGUUCCUCACCGACGAAGGGUUUGAGCAAAUUCGGUCCAAUUCCGUACAGUGUGACAAUGGUGAAUCGGAAUAUGACACACAACUGACGAACCCAUCGGUUGGAUAUCAACAAUAUGUAGAAACAGAUCAAAUGGGUUUGGUCUCGACCGAAUUCGAUGUUCCGUAUUCUUCAUCUAGCUCGUUUGAAGAGCUUUCGCUCUGUCGAGACGCGGAUCAAUAUCAGUUUGAUACGUUUCUUGUGCAGAAAACGUAUAACGUAAUUAUUGGACACUAUCUUGCACCGGACAAUUUUUUCGUGUAUCGAUAUGACAGAAUAUCAGAAGUUGAUAACGCGAUAAAAGAAUUUGUCAAAGACGGAAGUAAAUUAACUCCUCUAAAGAACCCACAAAUCCAUCAACACUGUCUGGUGUUAUUUGAUCAUUGUUACCAUCGUGCGCGUAUAAUGAAGGUGUUAGAGGUUGACAACGGCAUAGAGGCUGAAGUGUUUCUGCUUGAUUUUGGCGGCACAUUUAAAAGCAGUUAUAUGUUUAAAAUUUCGGAGAAACUGCUUCGCUCAGUUCCGUUUUUGGCCAUUAAAGGGUCGCUAGCACAAAUUCAUCCCCCGAAUGGCGCAACCGAAUGGACCGAAGAGGUCGCAGAUGCAAUCUACGAUAAAUGGUUGGAAAAACACAAUCAAGGUACGAUGGUUGCAACCGUCACAAGAGUUCUACCGUGGGGAAGUGCAAAUCGCAUCGAAGGAUGCCACCGAUACGAGAUGGUCUUGGGUGAGGAAAAUUCGUCGGAUGAGUUUUCAAUUAUUGCGGAUAUUGUGUACGAUAAGCUAGCAAUCUUAUUACAACUGGACAACGAGGACGAAUCUAGUACCGUGGCCGAUACUGACGAUGAUUUUAUGCAGGUCAACUUUACCCCACAGGAGCUGAUGAAUAUGAUGAAAAAAAUUGCAGCACCAAGAAAGGAAGAUAACAAAGCGCAACCUAUCGAAGAAUCUCGCCGUAUUUCCGAGAUACCUGCCUCUGUGAUUUCAGAACCAUCUGAAGUUUCACGAAUGCCCAACACAAAAUUACUAGCAAAGUCAAACGAAAAGCAAGAAUCGAAAAAAUUGUUACGAAACGGUCGAAAGUUACACCUAAAGCCGCUAGUAUCCGAUUACCAUUUUGCGCAGACCGUUUGGCAGCAGGAUAAAUAUUUUAUUAUUCUACGAGUUCAUGCGCCGGACGUGGAGCGAUACGACCUUGUCGCCAAUCACAACUCCCUGUUGCUGCAAUUUGUGAAGGCAGAUGAUGAGCAACGUUAUAUAGUUCCGCUGAAUUUAUUUAGUGUAAUUGACCCACGACACACGGCGCAUGAAGUACGUGGCCUUUCGAUAGUCGUACGACUGCGAAAGCUUGUACCUUCCAUGCGCUGGCCUAAGCUACACAAACACGGACGAAAGUUGGCAUGGCUUAAAGCUGCUACCACCACCGUUAACGAAAGUGGAUCCAGUUCGGAUGAAAUUGUAAAAAAAAAUCGAUGGAAAGGUUUGGUACAAGCAAAACUGGAUAGUUCGGUGGAUAGCUCACAGUCCGGCAAUGAACAAGAUAUCGAUUCCGAUGUGCACGAUGAGGAAGGUGUGUUUCUAGCAAUGAACUAAAAUAUGCUUAGUUUUGUAGAGAUUGGUGGAGCCGUCAAUAUAAUUUGUGCAUAGUUGAUAGCAUUAUUUUAUCUAACCUUUUCCAUAAUAACCAUUGGUGUCAUGUCUGCCUUUAUAAAAGCAUUCACUGGACUGGUUAAUUGUGCCACUACGGUACCUAGCUGUAUAUCAAUCAUUGAAUUGUAAAAUCUUUGUAGAAACCUAACAUUUUAACAUUAUACAUUUACUACACAUUUAUUCAAUACCAGACCGAAUCAAUACGAUGGAUGUAAGAUAGAAAACGACGUGAUUUAUGAAUUAAAAAAGAAACUGACGUUUCUAAAUGAACUGACGUUUGUAAGGAAAUAGAGUUGGCGGCAAAUAAAAUGGUUUAAUAACAUGAAGACACAUCCCAAUUUCUUAUGUAACGAUUGUUCUAUAGCUGUAAAGCAUGCAGGGGCAAAUUUUCCCGAAAUUUGUCCUUCAAAAUCAGAGCUGCAUCUUAUGCACGAGUGCACAACUAUGCUUGUAGAGUGAGAGCAAUGCAUACGGUCCUAACAACCAGUACAAUGUUUAUGAUGUAUUCGGUUCAAAAAAAAAAGUUUUACUUUUAGCUUGGUUUCUACUACCAAAAAUCGAGUUGCAUCUUGUACACCAGGAAAUACGGUACUAUAAAACUAAAAA